Molecule: messenger RNA, 2945 nt
Organism: Oncorhynchus keta (chum salmon)
Lineage: Eukaryota; Metazoa; Chordata; Actinopteri; Salmoniformes; Salmonidae
Exons: 8
Coding region: 1-1680 (559 amino acids)
Source: RefSeq, a predicted model, not a curated record
AUGGCCUUGUCUCUGUCCAUCCUGAGAGCGUAUGGGGAAGGUGGCUCCCUCUGUGUUCAGUGGGGUGAACUCUUAGGAGAGACUGUACUGGAGAAGCCUAAAGCCCCAGGAGCCAGCAUCUUUGGCAAGUGGAGCCAGCAUCUUUGGCAAGUGGAGCCAGCAUCUUUGGCAAGUAACAACACAUCUGCCACGCUGAUCCUCAACACUGGUCCCCUCUGUGGUGAAGGUAACAACACAUCUGUCACGCUGAUCCUCAACACUGGUCCCCUCUGUGGUGCAGGUAACAACACAUCUGCCACGCUGAUCCUCAACACUGGUCCCCUCUGUGGUGUAGGUAACAACACAUCUGCCACGCUGAUCCUCAACACUGGUCCCCUCUGUGGUGCAGGUAACAACACAUCUGCCACGCUGAUCCUCAACACUGGUCCCCUCUGUGGUGUAGGCAACAACACAUCUGCCACGCUGAUCCUCAACACUGGUCCCCUCUGUGGUGUAGGUAACAACACAUCUGUCACGCUGAUCCUCAACACUGGUCCCCUCUGUGGUGCAGGUAACAACACAUCUGUCACGCUGAUCCUCAACACUGGUCCCCUCUGUGGUGCAGGUAACAACACAUCUGUCACGCUGAUCCUCAACACUGGUCCCCUCUGUGGUGCAGGUAACAACACAUCUGUCACGCUGAUCCUCAACACUGGUCCCCUCUGUGGUGCAGGUAACAACACAUCUGUCACGCUGAUCCUCAACACUGGUCCCCUCUGUGGUGCAGGUAACAACACAUCUGUCACGCUGAUCCUCAACACUGGUCCCCUCUGUGGUGCAGGCAACAACACAUCUGCCACGCUGAUCCUCAACACUGGUCCCCUCUGUGGUGCAGGUAACAACACAUCUGUCACGCUGAUCCUCAACACUGGUCCCCUCUGUGGUGCAGGUAACAACACAUCUGUCACGCUGAUCCUCAACACUGGUCCCCUCUGUGGUGCAGGUAACAACACAUCUGCCACGCUGAUCCUCAACACUGGUCCCCUCUGUGGUGCAGGUAACAACACAUCUGCCACGCUGAUCCUCAACACUGGUCCCCUCUGUGGUGCAGGUAACAACACAUCUGUCACGCUGAUCCUCAACACUGGUCCCCUCUGUGGUGCAGGUAACAACACAUCUGUCACGCUGAUCCUCAACACUGGUCCCCUCUGUGGUGCAGGUAACAACACAUCUGUCACGCUGAUCCUCAACACUGGUCCCCUCUGUGGUGCAGGUAACAACACAUCUGUCACGCUGAUCCUCAACACUGGUCCCCUCUGUGGUGCAGGUAACAACACAUCUGUCACGCUGAUCCUCAACACUGGUCCCCUCUGUGGUGCAGGUAACAACACAUCUGUCACGCUGAUCCUCAACACUGGUCCCCUCUGUGGUGCAGGUAACAACACAUCUGUCACGCUGAUCCUCAACACUGGUCCCCUCUGUGGUGCAGGUAACAACACAUCUGUCACGCUGAUCCUCAACACUGGUCCCCUCUGUGGUGUGUGCACAGUCCCCUCCUGUACUCCCUGUUCACUCAUGACUGCAUGGCCAGGCACGACUCCCAACACCAUCAUUAAGUUUGCAGACGGACGACACAACAGUGGUAGGCCUAAUCACCAACACCUGACCGUGUGGUGCCAGGACAACAACCCCUCAAUGUGAUCAAGACAAAGGAGAUGAUUGUGGAUUACAGGAACUGGAGGACCGAGCACACCCCCAUUCUCAUCAACAGGGCUGCAGUGGAGCAGGUUGAGAGCUUCAAGUUCCUUGGUGUCCACAUCACCAACAAACUAACAUGGUCCAAACACACCAAGACAGUCAUGAAGAGGGCAUAACAAAACCUAUUCCCCCUAAGGAGACUGAAAAGAUGUGGCAUGGGUCCUCAGAUCCUCAAAAGGUUCUACAGCUGCACCAUCGAGAGCAUCCUGACAGGUUGCAUCACUGCCUGGUAUGGUACUGCUCGGCCUAAGACCGCAAGGCACUACAGAGGGUAGUGCGUACGGCCCAGUACAUCACCGGGGCAAAGCUUCCUGCCAUCCAGGACCUCUAUACCAGGCGGUGUCAGAGGAAGGCCCUACACAUUGUCAGACUCCAGCCACCCUAGUCAUAGACUGUUCUCUAUGCUACUGCAUGGCAAGCGGUACUGGAGCGCCAAGUCUAGGUCCAAGAGGCUUCUAAACAGCUUCUACCCCCAAGCCAUAAGACUCCUGAACAUCUAAUCAAAUGGCUGGCUACCCAGACUAUUUGCAUUGCCCCCCCCCCUUUACGCUGCUGCUACUCUCUUAUCUAUGCAUAGUCACUUUAAUAACUCUACCUACAUAAAUAUUAAAUAAAUAUUACCUCAAUUACUUUGACUAACUGGUGCCCCCGCACAUUGACUCUGUACCAGUACCCCCUGUAUAUAGCCUCACUACUAUUGUUAUUUUACUGCUGCUCUUUAAUUAUUUGUUACUUUUAUUUCAUACUUUUAAAAAAAAUGUUUCUUAACUUCAUUGUUGGUUAAAGGCAUGUAAACAUUUCACUAACACCUGUUGUAUUCGGUGCAUAUGACAAAUAAGAUUUUAUUUUAUUUUGAUUUAUAACCGGACCCUGGUGAGUUCGCAUAAUGCUAACUAAAUGUUAGUCAGCUGGGAAAGCGCCCACUGCUUGAAGAUGAACAGGCACGGCUGACUUAAAUAAGCUUGUUAAGGGUGUUGCUGGAUACUCACUCGGGCACCACACGUAUCAGCUGCUGGUUUCCCCUCACUGGAGGGGAGGACUGAGAGGGCUUUUAGGUCUUUAGGUCUGGUUUCCCCUCACGGGAGGGGAGGACUGAGAGUGCCUUUAGGUCUGGUUUCAAGUUUUAUUUGCUGAACAUUUAAGUUUUAUUAUUAAAUCAUUUAGGUUGGAACCUUAUAGGCAAUAAAAGCUAUUUUGUUUUGAAUUUA